Molecule: messenger RNA, 5482 nt
Organism: Heterocephalus glaber (naked mole-rat)
Lineage: Eukaryota; Metazoa; Chordata; Mammalia; Rodentia; Bathyergidae
Source: RefSeq, a predicted model, not a curated record
CAGUUCCCUAAACGCCAAGGAACCUUGAGGUGGGAGUACCAGCCUGAGGAGGAGAGGAAUCCACCUGGGGCUACAGGAAACCAACAGACUCCAGGUGACACAUGGGAAGGGAAUGAAAAUGGAGGGGCCUCCCAGACCCUGAGGCCCAGGAGGAGCAGCUGGCUACAGACACCCUAGGUUCCCAGAGGAGCUGAGGAGGAACAGAGAGGAGGCUGGUGUUGGAAGCCCUGCUGCAUCCUGGGUUGCUCAGCCAUUUGACAGUUCUCCAGUUGAAUUUGAUUUGCUCUUUAGUGCUUGCCUGGAAAAGGGCUUGGCCUUGGCCCCUGUUCUCCUCAAAGAGGCUCAGGUAAGCUGGUGUCUCCCACGGGGGGCAGGGGACAGGCCUGCCUGUCCCCUGAGGCCACACUUGCACACUCGCCUGUGCAAUCACCAUGGGACUGGCCCAGCUCUGGGGUCUCUGAGCAAACACAGGGAGGGACCCAGGGCGCCUUGGAGAACAGCAGUCCUCUCUUGGGUCCUCCACCCUCCAAGAUGCCUGUGGGACCCACCCCUGUCCUUUGGAGCUGCCCUUCACCCCUCCAUGUUACCCCCCUGCUGACGCAGAACCCUGGCCACCCUGUCCUGUGGGGUCCCCGCAGGGUCUCCAUGGAGCCCAUCUCACCCUUCCCCCAGGAGUCUUGAGCCUCCCCCUGGGGGACAGGUGGCUGGAGCCAAGGGAACACUGUGGGGUGAUGUAGGGAGAGGCAGGUGCUGAAGGGUGCAGCCAGGCUGGGCCUCCUGUCUCAUUCCCCAGAGCCGCACAUCUCUGCCCCCCGCUUAGCUGCCAGUGAGACUGCAGUGUGCUCAGUGUGGCUGGGGGCUGGGCCCGCACCACACCGUGGUGCCCCACCUGCCAGCUGGCCUUGGGGCUGGGUUGGAUGCUAUUGGAGGCUGGGUAGAAGGAGAGGUGCAGACAGGCUGGACAGCCGUCCGCGCCAUCCUCUAGAGUAAACACCGUCCAGGGCAGCCUCUAGCCCAAGUGGGCCUGCGUCUAGCUCCACCUCCCGCUGACCCAGGGCCUGGCCCGGCCCUUCGCCCUGAAGAGGAGGAAACUCAAGCCCGGCCCCUCCCUCCAGUGGCGUCUGAGGGUCUCUGCCGGCCCAGCCUCCCACAAGGGGCCCUUCGGCCUCCCAGCCGCCCACCUCUGAUCCCAGGAGGAGUGAUGGAUGGCCAGCGUCAGCUCAGUUCCCGGGUGGCGUCGGAAGGGCCAGUGUCUCGCCUGCCUCCUGACAGCACUCAGCCCUGCCAGCCUCAGAGACAGACUCACACACAGUUGCCUCAGAGAGGCUCCUCAGGCCUUGGGGUGUCCUGCGGGGGGUGGCCCUCUGGCCUGCAGGGAAGGUUGGGGGACUAGAGGCAGGUUUAGGGGAGCUGGGGCACUGCUUGUGGAGAUGCUUUGCUGCAGAAAUGGGCUUCACUCAGCCUCGAACACCCCAGCCCCAGUGGGGCGGUCUCAGGGCUCUGUCUGGGCACAGGUAAGGGCGGGAGCCGCCAGGCCACACGCGUGACAUGCCUGUUUUGAAACUGAUGUUAUCACAGCUGAGCAACCUGUGAGUCACUGCCCCAGAGUAGGCUGCACCCCACGUUUUCCCAGACAAAGACCCUUUGUCCCCAAACCCUGUGUGCCUGCCCACCUGAACAACUGUCAGACUUGCAGGCAGACAGAGACGCCAAUGGCAUGGCCAGGCAGACAAGGCCCCAAGCCUGCCCUUCAGCCCACCCAGACCCAGCUCCAAGCCAGGCUGAGGGACCGCCGGCUGCAAGAGGCCCCGGACUGUGAGGUCCUGCUGGGUGGAACCUGAAGCCACGCAGAGCUGGGGUGGCCUGAAUGGGAGCCCAGAGGCAGCCGCCCAUGCCCACUAGGGAGCAGUGGCCUGGCCUCGCCACGGGCACUCUGCUCGGCUCCUGGCCACAGCCCCGUGUGAGGCCAGCACAGAGGGCACAGACAGAACCUCGCUGCCCCCAGAGCUGCCCCAGGACAGGGCCCAGGAGCCCCUGCAGCCUCCACCAGCACCUCACCCAGUCGUGGCCUUCACAGGAAACCAGCUCGAGGUCCUGGGCCCACCAGCCAACUCCCUGACCACGACCACAGCCACUUCUUUUUUAAGUUUUUGUUUUCUGCUCCCUAACUAGCGACAAAGAAUCCUUUAGUUUUGCUUUGUGCUGUGUUUUGGGUGAGGUCUCGCUCAUGCUGCUCAGGCUGGCCUCAAACUCCCGAGCUCAAGUUCUCCUCCUGUCUCAGCCUCUCGAAUAGCAGGUCUGCAAGUGUGCAGCACUGAGCCCCGCUCUACCACAGCCCUUUGAGGUGGAUGACUGGUGAGCCAGGCUCUGGCCCUGCACACUGCCCUGAGGUUGCUCUGUAGGGGCCUGGUGGUUCUGGCUCCUUGAAGAAGCCCUGGUCCUGGGGCAGAAACCACCCCCCACAGACACACAUACGUAUACCACCCACAUGGACACAGGACUCGGCAGGAUGCUGGCUCCUGACGGCACCGUCACGGACCUUCAGCUACCAGCACAGGUGCCUGGGUACACACAGGGGAGAGGUGUGCAGGCCCUCAGAGCGCCCCCCACACUAGGCUGCUCUUGGUCCUCAGCCCAGGUGACAUGAGUGAGGACAAGGUCCGAGUCUGAAGGCUGGGAGUGCCCCAACUUGACCGGGCUGCAGGGACCAGGCCAGCACAGGCUCCCUUUGCACCCUGGGACCACGGCAGAUGGCACUUCUGUCUGCUACUGGCAAAGCCACCUACACCCAACAGGUGGCCCUGGCUGCAGCCUGGCCCUUAGCCUGGCCGAGAGCCCCGCCCUGCCCAGCUCUGCCAUUCCUGGCCCCUGCCUGCCCCCAAAAGGACAUUGCAGCCACGCUCAAUAACAGGUCCACGCUCCUGUUUGUGUCCAAACCCAGGACAGUGCACCAAGGGUGUGUAUGGGAUGGGGAGGGGGUGACAGAUGCUGGCCCAACGCUGAAUUCAGCACAGUCACAGCACCCCGGGUUCAGGAAGGGCUCAGCCCACACCUCUGCAAGGCGGAGGUGCGGCCCAAUCAUUCCUCCAGGUCAACCAGGAGUCCUGACCCUGGCUCUCACCGCCCCAGCCCCAGCCUGGCAGGUAGCAGGGUCAGACUGAGGCUCUGGGAAGUCAGCCUGGUGGUGGGGUCAGCAAGACCAGCCAGUGCCUCCUGCUGUUCCAGGGCAGGCUCAGGGUCAGGGGUCAGACCGAGGCCAUCCAGCACUGCCCAGGGCCAGCUGCUCUGGCUCUGGCCCCAGCUGAGGCUGAGAAGCCGUCUUAUGCCUAGGCCCCUUCGUAGUCCAGCCCCCAAACAGGGGAGUCCAGGAGGAAAGAACUGCCUUUGCUUGGAUUCCUCCUACCCAUGGGACCCCAGCCAGCCCCACACCCAGAGGGCACAGUACGGAUGCCUUCGGCCCACUGACCGGAUGGUGUUCAGGCCAGGUGCCGACAGGUGAUUCUUGUCCACCUCAGGACGCCAGAGCCACACAGUCUGGCUGGGUGCAGCUGGAGGCUGGGCCUCCUGUGUGCUUGGGGCCUGGGCCUGGACCCUCCUGCCUCUGGCACCCACCCCGCCUGGCAACCAACCCCUUGCUGCUGGGCCUCAAGCCACAUUCCAGGGGAAUUGCAGCUAAGUGGCUAAUGACCCCCAAAGGGAAGGGGUGGGGAAAGAGGAGGCAGAGGACGCAGGUAGUCAGGCGCCGAGAUGCAGGCCCACCCGUCCUGGCCACCUGCCCGGGCCUGGCCUGCAGCUGCCCCACCCACCGCGUCUCUCCUCUCUCAUCUCCCUGUCGGGCUCCGGGGCCUCUGUCCAGCCUGUUUGCAUCUCAGUCGUCUCAGUCCUCAGUGCAGAGGAGGGGUGGAGAACUGGCUGCCAUGCAGAGUUAGGAGACCCCUCGGAUGUGGGCCUGGAGGGUCUGUGGGCGCCGGACCCCAGCCCCAGUCCCUGAGAGGGAGCCACCACUGGGAAGCAGGCAGAGGAGAAGCCCUGGAGACCCCGAUGCCAGCAGGGCACCCAUGGCCCCAGGAGUCCCGUGUCCUGGGGCUCUGCACACCAGUGUCCUGCCACCCUCCCCUCCCCUGCCCUGGCGCCUCGGGGGCCAUGAGCUUGGCAUCUUCAGGACAGACCCUGGAAAGUCGCCUCAGCGUGGCGGCCAUUUGCCCUCUGUGGUGAACACUGACCAGUGUGCCCAUGGCUGGGGCUACAGAGGGCGACCCCAGGCCUACAGGCUGGCCAUGCCUGGUGAGGGUGCUGAGAGGGAAGGGGUCCCCAGGCCUGGCCUUCGCAUCUGGCCUGGGCCCUGUGCCCAGUAACCGGAGAGCCGCAGUAACUGGAAAGUGAGAGCAGCGGCAGGCAACCUGAGGGAAGCCGGCCCCUUGGGGCUGCAGUGCUCCACGCCAGCCUGCUGGGCCCUGAUUAGAGGGGCUGGUGGUGGCAGCUGCAGGGAAGCACAGAGCCCUCCAGAUGCCACCACGGUUCCCGGGAGAGUGGGAGCGGCAAGGUGGGCAGGGCUUCCCGGCACAGAUCAGACUCCACUGGCGCCACCACGUGCCUGGCUGGGCCCGCCCCACGCCCCAUGCCCAGGCAGACCAGGGUCCCGUGGAGCGACGGCCCUUAGACUGCACCCACGGCCUUACCUCUUUGGGCACCCCGGGGUGGGGAGGUGGUUUCCCACCCAGUCCUGGGGAUAGGAGCACCGGGGUCUACUGGGCCCCCACCUCAUCUGUGGGACGGUCAGAGGCCACGAGCCCACUGCCACCUGCGAGGGCAUGGGUGCCAGUGCAGAGGGCAUCUCAGCAGCCAGGCUCAGGCAGGGACACCCUGAGACAGUUUACAUUCUUUGCUAUGGGUUUGCUGAGGACAAAAUGGAGUAGGCAUGUGGCCCCAAAGGGCUCAAACCCACAGGACAUGAAGCCAGCGGCUUGGCAUGGCUCCAGGGCCACAGGGCUGCUCAGCCCACGCCCCACAUCCACAGCCACCAUGCACAAGGUGACAAGACGCAGGCAUCUGCUGGCAGUGUCUUCCCACCAAGCCCGGGCGCUGGGUAGAUCUGGGCUCACAAAUGGCCUCCAGCUUGGCACGGUGCCUGUGGCUGGCAUGAGGGCAACGCCUGGAUCCCUUCUGCCCCCAGCAGGCCCUCCCAGCGCUCCUUGCUCACCUGGCCCUUCCACAUCGUACCAUCCUCCCCCCAGCCUAAGGACAAUGGGUCUUGGGGAGCCACAGCCUGCUCCCCUCCAAGGCUGGACAGGCAGGCAGGGACCCAUAGGGACAUCUGUCCUUGUCCUCCUGGUAAACACAGCUAUAAGAAAGAGCUCCCUGAAGCUCGGCCGUCCAUCCGCCCAUGUGCCCCAUGGACAUGCCCUUCUGCGCCCCAAAACCCGUCCCAGACAUCAGCUGCCCAGCACCCCCCCCCCAACGCAAUGACCAGGCAGCACCCAUG